AUGAAUGGAAGUCAGUACAUCUGGAUCCUCAUUGGUCAUCUUCUCCAGAAUGUGGCACUGAAUAAAAAAGCCGUCCAGUCUUCAGUAGGCUUCGGUGAUGCUGCCAGGGCAGUUGAUGGCAACAAAGACCCAAGAUUAACAAGCAAAACCUGUAUCCACACCAAAGAAGAAUCUGAUCCCUGGUGGAGAGUAGACUUACAGAAUGUGUACAAAAUUGCUGCUGUAACAAUAACCAACAGAAAAGAACACAGUCACAGGCUGAAUGGUGCCGAAAUCUGGAUUAAAAACUCAGUAGAGACCAAUGACACCAAAAGCAUCAGAUGUGCAGUCAUCUCUCACAUCCCAAGCGAACAAACAGUCUACUUUCCAUGCAGCGCUGCAGAGGGACGCUACGUCAUGGUGCUUGUCCGAGGAAGCAAGAAGGUUUUGAGUCUUUGCGAAGUUGAGGUGUUCCCUGAAAACUAUGCACAUCCUUUAUCCAACGUGGCACUGAAAGGAGAUGCCACCCAGUCAUCAACGCUGUCUUCCGCUACUGCCUCCAAAGCCAUCGAUGGGAAACGGAAGUCAUACUACAGCCAGGGGUCCUGUAGCCACACUGCCGAGAAAAAGACCAACCCCUGGUGGAGGGUGGACCUGCGAUGGACAUAUAUAGUCAAUUCUGUCAAAAUCACUAACAGAGGAGACUGCUGUGCCGAGAGACUGGAUGGAGCUGAGAUCCGCAUUGGGAACUCCCUGGAGAACAAUGGAAACAGUAACCCCAGGUGUGCUACCAUCGCCCACAUCAGGGCGGGUAAAACCAACACAUACUACUGUGAUGGCGGCAGCAUGGAGGGUCGCUUUGUGAAUGUGAUUAUCCCUGGAGAAAGCAAGACUCUCACCUUGUGCGAAGUUGAGGUGUUCCCUGAAAACUAUGUACAUCCUUUAUCCAACGUGGCACUGAAAGGAGAUGCCACCCAGUCAUCAACGCUGUCUUUUGCUACUGCCUCCAAAGCCAUCGAUGGGAGACGGAACUCAUACUACAACCAGGGGUUCUGCAGCCACACUGCCGAGAAAAAGACCAACCCCUGGUGGAGGGUGGACCUGCGACGGACAUAUAUAGUCAAUUCUGUCAAAAUCACUAACAGAGGAGACUGCUGUGCCGAGAGACUGGAUGGUGCUGAGAUCCGCAUUGGGAACUCCCUGGAGAACAACGGAAACAGUAACCCCAGGUGUGUUACCAUCACCCACAUCAGAGCGGGUAAAACCAACACAUACCACUGUGAUGGCGGCAGCAUGGAGGGUCGCUUUGUGAAUGUGAUUAUCCCUGGAGAAAGCAAGACUCUCACCCUGUGUGAAGUGGAGGUGUAUGCUGCCCCAAAAGGCAUGAAAGGUCGCUACAUCAAAGUGAUUAUUCCAGGAGAUUCUAAGGUGCUGACACUGUGUGAAGUGGAAGUGUUCGCUUCGGCAGUUAUCACGCCCUCUCCUCCUCUUCCUCCUCUUCCUCCGCCUCCACCCCCUCCGGCUGUGAGCGUGCUGCUGAGCGGCAGGAACGUGACAGUGGUGGGAGAGAGGCUGUGCUGGGCCGAUGCUCUGUUCUUCUGCAGACGUCAUCACUGGGACCUGCUUAGCCUUCACAGCCAGGAAGAGCAGAGUGAGGUGGAGCAGCUGCUGAGCCGCAGUCCUUUCCCUCUCACAGACUAUGUUUGGCUUGGGUUGCGCAGAUACCUAAUGGGCGACAGGUGGUUCUGGAUGUCUGGCGAUUCCAUGAAAUUCACCAAAUGGUGGCGAGAUUCUGCCCCUAACCGUUACUCCAGCCCCUGUGGAGGUAUGGCCAGAGGAGAGCCCUUCCUGUGGGAGGACCAGCCUUGUGGGAAGCACCUCAAUUUCAUUUGCCAGUCAGGUGCUGAGAGCGGAACACAACGAGUGUAUUUCUACAGCACAAGGAAAGCCGCAGAUCCUUAG
This is a messenger RNA of Epinephelus moara (kelp grouper), 1941 nucleotides long. RefSeq lists its product as uncharacterized. The record is from RefSeq and is a predicted model, not a curated record. Lineage: Eukaryota; Metazoa; Chordata; Actinopteri; Perciformes; Serranidae. Bases 1 to 1941 code for a protein of 646 amino acids. The transcript has 11 exons.